Messenger RNA from Ectocarpus sp. CCAP 1310/34, 2979 nucleotides. NCBI's taxonomy places the organism in Eukaryota, Phaeophyceae, Ectocarpales, Ectocarpaceae. The record is from the annotation of a GenBank genome assembly.
AUGGCAGCAACGGAGGCCGUCCUCCCUCGCGGUGGCAGAGCAAACGGCGAUAGCCAAGAGGCUCUCCCUGCAGCCGCGGCCGAAGACGCGAGCUGGCCUGGCGGUAGCCGACCACGGAACGGCGGGGGCGUUUUCUGUGCUCCACCAGAGGCAGCGUCGGUGCUAGACCAACCCGGUGAUGGCGCUGCCCUCUCUGCGGCGGCAGGACCACCGAAUGAUGGCGGGGCUGGUGGUUAUGGAGGCUCUCUUCAAACGACUGUCCCCGGCCGUUUGCCCUCAGCGGCUAUGCUGGCGGUGCCCUCGGCUGCUUUGCGGGCGACGGGUCUGGUGGAGGCGCCAGCUGAAGCGGCCACCGACGUAGGUCACCGUGCCAAUGCAGUACGCCAGUCAACGGGCGCAAGAGGGUUGGUAGGGGGGGCACCGGCAGCAGCGGUGGCAACGGGGCCGAGAGAGACCGAACGACAGAGGAUCCAAGAACAGGUCCAUCAUGCUGAGAGACAGGCGACGGUGCCGGCAUUCGAGGGAAGAAAGAGAGCGAGCAGCGAGCUCGGGCUUGACGGACUUGACGGCGAGGCAGGUACACCAGCGGCGACAGAAGAACGACCGGAGCAAAAUCAACAACAGGUGGUCGUGGAAACGAUCGUCCCAGUCCAAUCUGCGUCCCCAGCAGAGAGGAAGCGGAAGAAAGCAGAUCAGAGACGGCAACAAAGACAGAGGAAACGAGAACGAGAGCAGGCGCUGAGGGAGGGGGAGGGGUUCGACUUGAUCGUGUUGGAGGCUUGCCCUACCCCAGUCCAGGAGGCUCUGGCAUGGAUGGCAACGGCUACAGUUGGGGUGCUCGACAUUGCGAGCGUAGGGCCCUUAGUGCCUGUGUGCCAGGCCUUCAAGGCUUUGAUCGAGGCUGCCGAAGGUGCAGCGGAAUCCCAGGACAAGCUGCAGAGAUUGGUACCCCGGUGCACGAUGCUCACCACCGUCUUGAUUCAGCACCACCGAGCGGUUGGUCCCCUCGCCCAGGUGCAGAAGCCUAUGAAGGACUUCAUUGUCACUACCAACAGGCUUUUGUUUUGCCACCGUACCGACCUGUCGACUCUCGCCGACUUCGAGGAGGGACUCCGCGGAAUCACCAACGACAUCGCCUUGGUGGACGGACUGGAGCAUCACCAGCUUUUACUGGCCAUGCAUGGCCACUUGCGCCCCCCGACGUUGCCGGAUAUGGCCGCCGUACCUCGAGGCGCGAUCUCCCUGACCGAUGCCCACGUUUCGCGGCCUUUGAUGCUCGAGAGAGCCAUUGAUUAUCUAACGAACACGGCUCGGGGCGACGCGCCCUGUGUGCUGACCGGCAUGGCAGGAGGGGGAAAGUCAGUCCUGGCGUCUGCGGUUGUACGGGAUGAAAAAGUCCGUGAGCACUUUAGUGCCGGGAUAUUCUGGUGGAGGGUGGGUCGUAUAUCGAAGGAUCGACUCCACGAGUGGUUGGAAGGGCUUGUUUUGCGAGUGGCAUCAGCUUCAGGGACUACGCCCCCCAUGCUUGGCAGCGUGGAAGAAGUGACGUUCUACCUGAAAGCAUUUUGUGCCGACGCCGAAUCACAGCGCUUGGUCGUGCUCGACGACGUAUGGGAGCCGGAGGUCGUUAACGCCCUUCAGGUUACCGAGCUGCAGCUGCUGGUCACCACGCGCGACCGUUCGGUGGUGUCAAUGCCGGGAGAGUGCAUUGAGGUGGGGGAUAUGGAGGAGGACGAGGCGCUGGAGGUGCUGAGAGUCGGAUGCGGAGCACCCAAGAACCUCGAGCUUCCGCGUCUGCAGGCGUUGCAGACCCGCUUCUGCAAUAACAAGCAACCUUCCCAUCUCAACGUGCUCGUGGACAAGAGUGUCUACGGCAGAAUCUACAUCUACUACAUCUAGGAGGCAAGCCACCGUCGGGCGGGCAUUCCUUUAAACUUGGCGUCAAUCUGGCAGGCACGGUAAGAGAGAAUUGGACGCGAUUCUUCCCUUUUCGUGCGCCGAGGCACGCUUUGCUCACGACCACCACGUUGCUUGUUGUUAGGUCUCACCACCCACGAGAAUUUAGACUUCGCCCUUAUUGGCGAUUACCUGCGGGAUGCCGGCUCAUGAUGCUUUCGCUCGUCGCUCACGAGACUGGGACCUUGCUAGUGAUACGCGCAUAGGAGGGCGCCGCGGUGAUUCUCCCGAUUUUUCUUACAUGAAAUGCCCAUCACGAGCCAUUUUGUCUGCUUCGGGAGUGCAUGAAGUUCUUUCUGUGGCGGAUACGUUGUGGCGGCAGCGGCCUGAGCUGCAACCCCUGUUUAGUGGGGCUCGAGAUGACAGCAUGCUCCCCGCUUCUACUACUGCUCCUACUGCUUUUGUGCCGGCUUACCGGCCUGCAUCCCCGGACUUCCCCGUGAUGCUCUCUGAUUUGACUCUACGUAUUUCGACAUGGCGAAUUUUAUGUGUACACAAGUUGGGCGUCCGUUACACCACCGAUCUGCCCUUCAUUUUUCGGGAACAACUCACUUUUUUUUUUGGGCCAUCGGCUAUGCAUGUAAAAGACCUCGAGUUGGAGCCUUUGCUGCCGCGCAAACCCACAGCGGUCUUUCCCCGCACCUCAGCGCCUGUUGCGGCAAAACGUCGUGCUGCGCUGCGCGAGUUUUGGACAGACAAACUAGUCUCCUCGUAUAACACAGGCCCUUUUGUGCUAGCUUCUACUGCUGUUGGUACAUGGCAUGGAGUGCUUCUGGAUGCUUUUUAUGAUUGGUUGGAUCCGCUUCAACCAAGGGUACAUCAAGCUUUUCUGGCCGGGCGUAUGCUCUCUUGCGGAUAUCUUCGCUUUCCGUUUGAACCAAGGCAGGACCCUCCGGCCGUUGCACCCACUUUUACCGCGUCUUCUGUCCGUGGCUCUGCUGUCCCUGGCUCUGCUGUUGCCCCCACCGCCGUGGCCCCCGCCAUUGCUGUUUCUACUCGUGAUCGGGAAUACCCCGGUUCUCU